GCGUCGGGCGGGCGGGAAGGAGCGGCCGCUCGGGUAGGAUGGCGGCGGCGGUGGCGGCGGCGGCGGGCCCCGGCGCGGGCGCGGGCGGCCCGGGCGCGGCGGGAGGCGGGGCGCGAGAGGGCGCGCGGGUGGCCGCUCUGUGCCUGCUGUGGUACGCGCUGAGCGCGGGCGGCAACGUGGUGAACAAGGUGAUCCUGAGCGCCUUCCCGUUCCCGGUGACCGUGUCGCUGUGCCACAUCCUGGCGCUGUGCGCCGGGCUUCCCCCGCUGCUGCGCGCCUGGCGCGUGCCCCCUGCGCCGCCUGUCUCGGGCCCCGCCGGCCCGCACCCGGCGGCUGGCCCGCUGCUACCGCCGCGCUUCUACCCGCGCUACGUGCUGCCGCUCGCCUUUGGCAAGUACUUCGCUUCGGUGUCGGCGCACGUCAGCAUCUGGAAGGUGCCGGUGUCCUACGCUCACACUGUCAAGGCCACCAUGCCCAUCUGGGUGGUCCUCCUGUCACGAGUCAUCAUGAAGGAGAAGCAGAGCACCAAGGUGUACCUGUCCCUCAUCCCCAUCAUCAGCGGCGUCCUGCUGGCCACAGUCACCGAGCUGUCCUUUGACACGUGGGGGCUGGUCAGCGCCCUAGCUGCCACGCUGUGCUUCUCUCUGCAGAACAUCUUCUCCAAGAAGGUCUUGAGAGAUUCGCGGAUCCACCACCUCCGGCUCCUGAACAUCCUGGGCUGCCACGCCGUGUUCUUCAUGAUCCCCACAUGGGUUCUGGUGGACCUCUCAGCUUUCCUGGUCAGCAGUGACCUGACCUAUGUGUCACAGUGGCCGUGGAUGCUCCUGCUCCUGGCCGUGAGCGGCUUCUGUAACCUGGCCCAGAACGUCAUCGCCUUCAGCAUCCUCAGCCUCGUCAGCCCCCUGAGCUAUUCUGUGGCCAACGCCACCAAGCGCAUCCUGGUCAUCACUGUGUCCCUCAUCAUGCUGCGCAACCCGGUCACCAGCACCAAUGUCCUGGGCAUGAUGACAGCCAUCCUUGGAGUCUUCCUGUACAAUAAGACCAAGUAUGAUGCCAACCAGCAGGCGCGGAAGCAUCUCCUCCCAGUGUCAGGGGCCGACCUGGGCCUGCUGGAGAGGCCGCACAAUGGCGCCGUCUUCCCCGCACACGGCAGCUACCAGUACAGCCGCAGCAACAUCCUGACUGACCACUUCCAGUACGGCCGCCAGAGCCAUGGGAGCUCCUACACGCUCAACCGCUAUGACGUGUAGAGCCCCAAGUAGGGCUGGCGGAUGUGCGUGACUGACUGCCACAGGGCCUCACGUGGGCGGCCAAACCAGACCACAUGUACCACGGACAACUGGCAGCCCCAAGCAGCAAGAGCAGGGCUGGACCUGUGCAGUCAGCGCCCCACACACUCUGCCAGAUUAUCCAGUGACUUUCUGCUGGACAUUCAGGAACCAGUCUGGAGAAGUGGGGUCACUGUGGCUGCAGAGCUGGGAACCAACAGGAGGUGGCAUUCUGGGGGUACAGGGUGAGGAGGGGGCGUCUUGGGGAUGCCAGGCUGAGACACGCCUUGGGCUGGCCCAGGUGGUGCCCAUAGCAGUGUCAAGUAAGACAGUUUGCACCUGACCAGGAACCCAGGGCAGGAGCACCCCACCCUGCCCCUGUCCCCCUGAACCAAGUGGAGGCAUGGGGGCUGCUGUCAGUGUUGAAGCCAUGGUCACCUCUGGUGACCCUGAAGCUGGUCCAUGGGAAGAGCCUGGUGUGGCCAGAGUCUUGCAUUUUUGUAGUUGAGUGUCUUUAGGCCUUGGCCCCUUGGGCCACAGGACUGGCUUAUGGAUCAGACAGGUGUUUGUAUGUAAAUGGUGAAAAACAGCACAGGUGGCCAUUCCCAUGGAGACCUGUAAAGCCGUGGCUGUGGCAUGCCCGCCUGGCAGUAGGGUGAGAAUCAUGGCCUGGUUAAUGAGAGAGGUGAGCACCCCACAGAGUUGGCAUUCACUGUGUCCGUCUUUAGGGCCCUGGUUGAGCUAGGGCCAGCUAUAGGGCCUCUCCUGGGAAGUGAUUCAUGCCUUACUCCUGCCAUGGGUGGGGCACUUUGCGUAGGGAAGUGGAAUCUUGUAUUUUAGGAGUUUGCUUUUGUCCACUGGUUUUCUUGGCUGCCCAGGUGUCCACUCUGCCGGGGUAACCAUCUGUGUUGCUGCUGGUUCAGGUCUGGCAGGAAGACAUGGGUGUGGGGCCAUGGUGUGCAUGGCCACAAGUUACUAAUGAACUCCAGGACGCAUUACCACCAGCAUGGCUUUCAUGAAAUGAGUGUUGAUGGAAUCUGUAUAUUGUGUUUUCCUUUUCCAAUUCAAGAUCUAUUGGUGAGGGGAGAUGACUGCUUUGGUUUUCUUAUUGUUUAUAAAUUAAUAAAUGGAAUAUUUAAUUCUGUA
Molecule: messenger RNA, 2414 nt
Organism: Perognathus longimembris pacificus (Pacific pocket mouse)
Lineage: Eukaryota; Metazoa; Chordata; Mammalia; Rodentia; Heteromyidae
Gene: Slc35e1
Product: solute carrier family 35 member E1
Exons: 6
Coding region: 39-1250 (403 amino acids)
Cellular component (GO): Golgi apparatus
Molecular function (GO): antiporter activity
Source: RefSeq, a predicted model, not a curated record